Messenger RNA from Laccaria bicolor S238N-H82, 1200 nucleotides. RefSeq lists its product as uncharacterized. Bases 1 to 1200 code for a protein of 399 amino acids. NCBI's taxonomy places the organism in Eukaryota, Fungi, Basidiomycota, Agaricomycetes, Agaricales, Hydnangiaceae. The record is from RefSeq and is a predicted model, not a curated record. The transcript has 4 exons.
AUGGUGGAAGAAAGCUGGCCGUUAUUUACAAAGGCAAUGCCUCCAAUAUCCCUUCAGACUCGCGUCAACUCGGCUACAUGGCGUGGAAUGGCACGCUUGGCGCGUCCAAGGCCGACUUUCAAAGUACCUAGUCGUUCAACUCAACGACAACCUGGACCAUGGCUUCACACAUCAGCUAUAACUCAACGGCCAGAACCGAAAAACCCAAAACGGAAGCCCACCCCAUCACCAACAGAAGCCCAACUUGAAGACGAUGAAAUGGACUUUGUCAUCGACCCAGACGAAGUCCACGCCGUCAUCCAAACCGCCAAAUCCACCUGGCCCACGCACCCCAACCUCCCCUCAGGCUGGAGCAGCGACUGGUCCAAAUGGAGCCACCUCCUCACCUUCUUCUACCCAGCCCCCUACUACUUCCUCCGCCUCCCCCAAAUAGAAAUGUUCGUCAACAUACGACACGCGAUCCGCGGUGACGUCCUCCCGCUCGCGUACAACAACUCUCUUGAAGGGUUCGUGUUCACUACCAUAAGACGCACGCCCCCCCGGGAACUGGGAAAUAGGUUUUAUUAUAUCGAUUGGAAGAGGCAGGAGUUGUUUAGGAUUGAGGAGGGGGAGGGGGGAGGGACGAGUGAGAAGAGGAUGGUGCAGCUUUUACGUGAUUCUAGAGGGAUUGAGGGGAUGAAUCUUGUCAAGCUCAGACCGGAUCCCGAGGGGGAUAGGGUUGUGCAGAGGAUAUUGGACCAUGAUGAUACGGUCAUACCUCUCUUGGGAGAGAAAUAUCUGGAGUAUACCCCCGCACCGACCGAGGCGCUGUUGGACCAUUAUAUCGGGGAAGCUGAAGCCCUGACGCAGGGGGAAGAAGUUCAAGAAGAGGGUGCUGCUGUUGAAGAGCACCCCGGGGAGCCGGAGACAACGAAGGCGCUGGAGGAUAUAUUAGAGUCGAUGCGCGGAAAAGUUCCAGAGGACCAAGAAGAAGAGAUAACGCGACGUUUGUAUGAAUUGCAAGCGCAGGCUCCGGAAGAACUGGGAGAGUUGUUGGAGAUGGCGCAGAAGAUGGAUGGUAUGACGGAGGAUCAGGCGGAAAGGGUCGGGGAGGAAAUACAGGAGGCCAUGGGCGACCUCAUGGAUGAGGUUUCUCAGUCUAGCAAAACCUUGGCGAAGUUGUUGAAGGAAACGAAGAAACAGAGCAAGGCAAAUGCAUGA